This is a messenger RNA of Micromonas pusilla CCMP1545, 1695 nucleotides long. RefSeq lists its product as uncharacterized. Lineage: Eukaryota; Viridiplantae; Chlorophyta; Mamiellophyceae; Mamiellales; Mamiellaceae. Gene Ontology annotation, molecular function: DNA binding. The transcript has 3 exons. The coding region runs from base 1 to 1695 and encodes 564 amino acids. The record is from RefSeq and is a predicted model, not a curated record.
AUGGAGUACCAUCACGCGUACGACGCGCACGCGAUGCCGCACGUCACGAACCCGCCGCAUCUCGAAGACUUCGAGCAGGCCGCGCUCGAGACGCUUCUCAUGCCGCCGCCGCCUCCGCUGGCGUCGCGCGGAGGACGCGACGCGAGUUUCUCCCCGGACGUGGGAUUGGGGGGGGAAAGAGCCGGCGCGGCGCGCGACGCGUACGCGCUCGCGUCGACGAGCGGCGGACGACCGCCGCUGCGAGAGAUGGACGAUCCGAGGGAGACGUUCGAGCGCGAGUUCAAGGAGAUGCACGUCGCGAACGGCGUCAACUUCGAUAAGCUCGCGCACACCCUCAACCGCCGCCUCCAACGCACGAACAAGCCGUUCGACACCUACGGCCUCUAUCGCGCGGUUACCAAUCGCGGCGGCUUCGUCGAACGGCCGACGGCGCGGAAAAACCUCUCCAUGGUGGAGGUGUUCCGAGAGAUGAGCAACCACUACGACGGGCACACGUACACGGACAUCGGGACGCUGCUGCUGAACACGUACGAGAAGUACUUUUUGGAGUACGAGCGCGCGCACCCGCAGGACCUGGCGCCGCGGCCGGCGCCGGCGACGGCGGCGAGGGGGGACGCCUCGAACGCCGCGGAGAAAGCCGAGAAGGGCGCGGGGGGGUCGGCGAAGCCGUCGGCGGCCGCGAAGAAGGCGGCGGCUGCGGCAGCAGCGGCGGGCGGCGCGAACGGAGGACACGCGGCCACCGCCGCGACGACCGCGGCGGCGAAGAAGCGCGCGCGGAACCCGACCAAGUCGAACCCGACGACGACGACGACGACGACGACGACGCAUUGGACCGACCACGCGAUGCGGUGGGGCGGCUCUCCGCCGCCGUCCAACUACGACGCGCUCGUCGCGCCGAUGCCGCCGCCGCAGAGGUACGAGACGCAGGCGAUAGACGAUGACGACAUGGACGUCGAGGACGGCGGUGACCUGUCCGCGUCCCCCGUCGAGCGGUUACUGCGCCGCGCCGUGGAGGACGCCUACGCGGUGUCCUCCGCCGCGGACGACGACGCGCUCCUCCUCCGCGCGCACAUCGAGCGCGCGAUGCGGCAAGGCGACGCCGCCACCCUCGCGAUGUCGAUGAAAACCCCCGUGGACCACGCCGACCGCGUGAACCUCCACGCCGACGGCGACGGCGACGGCGCGCGCGGCGACGUCGGCAGCGGGUUCCGCGCGAGGAUGCGGCGGCUGGGAUUGGACGGCGCCGCGGGGGGCGCGACGCCGUCGUCCGCGCUGGGCGGGGAUUCAUCCCCGGAGCCGUCGCCGACGACGUUCGGCAGCGGCGGGCUGAUGGUGUCCGGGCCCGGGUGGCUGCCGUCGAGCGCGGAGGCGGUGCCGUACGCGGCGUCGAGCGGCGGCGGCGGCGGCGCGGACGGACGGAGGAGCCCGGACGGUCGACGCGCGCCGCUGAGAGAUUUAAACCCGACGGGGGUGUAUCGGAGCUCGUCGCUCGCGAAGGUGGACUCGCUCGGGGAUUUCGACGCGAACUUGUGGGCGGACGCGGGAAGCGCGGGCGGCGGCGGGGGCGGCGUGAACGGCGGCGGAGGGAGCGGCGCGAUGAGCGGCGUGAACACUCCGGGGGGGAUGACGUCGACGGAGAACCUCUCGGAUUUGUUUCGCGUCGCCGAUCGCGAGUCCGAGGAGCUGUUCAUGUAG